Molecule: messenger RNA, 1431 nt
Organism: Cucurbita maxima (winter squash)
Lineage: Eukaryota; Viridiplantae; Streptophyta; Magnoliopsida; Cucurbitales; Cucurbitaceae
Product: ankyrin repeat-containing protein BDA1-like
Exons: 4
Coding region: 51-1316 (421 amino acids)
Molecular function (GO): protein binding
Source: RefSeq, a predicted model, not a curated record
UCACAACGCUUCCUUAUCCAUCUCGUCUGUGGCAGUUUUCUCGAAAAAGAAUGAACGAAAGGUUGAAGGAAGUUGCAUCUUCUGGAGAUAUUGACACCCUGUAUUCGAUACUUCAGGAAGAUGCCUAUAUUUUAGAACGGAUAGAUCAGGUACCUUUUGUGGAUACCCCAUUACACAUCUCAGCAUCAGCAGGACAUGUCCCUUUUUCUUUGGAGAUCAUGAGGUUGAAACCAUCCUUAGCCAAGAAGCUUAACCCAGAAGGCUAUAGCCCUAUCCACUUGGCAUUGCAAAAUAACCAAACAAAAACUGUGUUGCGGCUCGUCGAUAUCGAUCGAGAUCUCGUAUGCAUACAAGGGAGAGAGGGCUUAACUCCAUUGCACAUUGCAGCCUCGGGAGGCAUGGAUGAUAUAUUGGCCAAGUUUCUAACUUCAUGCCCAAAAUCUAUUAAACAAUUGACCAAUCGUAAUGAGUCUGCUCUACAUAUUGUUGUUAAAAGUGAAGAUAUUGAAUCGGUUAAAAUCUUGCUACAAUGGAUCCAACAAACAUGCAUGACCUCAAUACUUAAUUGGUGUGAUGACGAAGGAAACAAUGCCAUGCAUCUUGUGGCGCUCGGAAAUCAAAUUGAGAUGGUGAAGCUUCUCAUAAACAAAGUGGAUAUGAAAGCAAAGAAUUUGGAAGGCAAGACAGCACUAGACAUAAUGAAAGAACAUGGCCUUGUUGAAGACAAAGAGGUAAAAGAGAUGCUCCAUGGUUCCCACAUUCUCAGAGAUGUUGCAAAAUUUGUGUGUUCAAUAUUAUUGUUUGUGAAGAGAUUAGUGAUUACGGACCAUCAUGAGAUCCUUUACAUGUCUAAAAAGGAUCGGAAUGCCAUAUUAGUAGUUUCUGUGCUCAUUGCCACUGCAACUUACCAAGCAGCUCUAAGUCCACCCAUAAGUCCACCUAGAAAAGAAAUGGGUUUCUUCCCUCUGGGGUGGAUCUCAUACGAAUGCUUCCAACAGUUAAAUACAGUUGCAUUCGUUGCUUCAAUGAUAGAGAUUUGUGUUCAUCUUCCUUCUGGGAUUGGCUACGCUCUCCAUUUGGUUCUUCCUUUGGUCAUUUGCUAUGCAUUAUUGGCGAUCGUUUCGAGGUCGUACUUUUCUUUAGUUAUCACAAGUGCAGUCAUUUUUUUGCUUAUUUUGUCCAAAAUUCCCUUGGUUAGACAGAAGGUGAAAGGAGGUUUUAAGCCAAAGAAUCCUAACAAACUUGGUGGUCGCUUCAGCUUCAGCAUGGAGAAAGAAUUGACAGACAUAAGUGUGCACUUUGGUCCCAGUGGUUAGAGCUUAAUUAUUUUCGUGAUAUUUGUUUUUGAAUUCCACUAGUAAUACUUUAAAGCGCUAUGUUUGCAAUUGAAUAUGGAUUUUCCUCAUGUUGAAGAGAUUGGAUAAGAAAAAU